Staurois parvus is the source of this 300-nucleotide messenger RNA. NCBI's taxonomy places the organism in Eukaryota, Metazoa, Chordata, Amphibia, Anura, Ranidae. The record is from the annotation of a GenBank genome assembly.
CUGCACUGGUGGGCGGCACUGGGUGGGCAGCACUGGGGUGGUGGGCACAGGUGGGUGGCACUGGUGGGCACAGGUGGGUGGCACUGGUGGGCACAGGUGGGUGGGCACAGGUGGGUGGCACUGCUGGGCACAUGUAGGUGGCACUGCAGAGUGGCACAGGUGGGUGCACUGCUGGGCACAGGUGGGGGCACUGCUGGGCACAGGUGGGGGCACUGCUGGGAACGGGUGGGCGGGGCUAGUGGGCGCACUGCUGGGCGGAAAUUGCGGGUGUCACUGCUGGGCACCGAUCAUCAGGGCACU